Molecule: messenger RNA, 750 nt
Organism: Diaporthe citri
Lineage: Eukaryota; Fungi; Ascomycota; Sordariomycetes; Diaporthales; Diaporthaceae
Exons: 1
Coding region: 1-750 (249 amino acids)
Source: RefSeq, a predicted model, not a curated record
AUGUCAUCAUCCACCCAGACGAUCCUCUUCCUCGGCGCCACGGGGGGCUCUGGCUUCUCCGUCCUGCGCCGGAGCAUCGCAGCCGGCCACUCGUGUAUCGCACUCUGCCGGACGCCCUCGCGCCUGACCGACAAGCUGCCCGAGUCCCUGCGCAACGCCCCGAACCUGCGCAUCGAGCAGGGCAACGUCGUGGACCGGGACGCCCUCGCCCGGUGCUUGGUCCGCCCAGACAGCCCCGCAUCCCUCGUCGACGCCGUCGUCUUCACCAUCGGCGGCGCAUUCUCCUUCUCCAGCAUGGGCAACGACCAGCCCCACGUCUGCGAGGACGGCAUGAAGGCCCUCGUCGCCGCCCUGCAAGACGCCCGCUCCACCGCCGGCGCCACCGGCAGCCCGACCAUCAUAGCCAGCACCACCGGCAUGUCCGCCCACGGCCGCGACUACCCUGCCUCGCUGUGGCCCAUCUACGGCCUGAUGCUGAAGCAGCCGCAUAAGGACAAGACCGCCAUGGAGGCACUCAUGUUUGACAGCGGCGAGCCCUUCACCAUCGUGCGCGCGAGCCUGCUGACGGACGGCGAUGAGACCAAUAAGCCCAUCCGCGUCGGCGUCGAGGACCCCAAGGCCCGCAAGCUCGAGAGCAAGGAGGUCGGCUACACCAUCUCGAGGGAGGACGUGGGCAAGUGGAUCUUUGACAACCUCCUUGCCGGUGACGGCCGCCGGUGGAAGGACAAGGUUGUUUCCAUCACGUACUGA